AUGGCCCAAAACUUGGGCAUGCUGCAACCUGAAGCGCCCGGCUUAGCCACGCCCGUGACUAACACGAAUAACCUAUAUGAGCGGUUCCAGAGGCAUAGGCCGCCUACUUUUGCCGGCACCCACCGCCUAGAGGAAGCGGAAUACUGGCUCAACCGAGUCACCAAGUUACUACAGCCUCUCCACUGUUCUGAGGCAAAAAAUGUCGAGUUCGUCUCAUAUCUCUUUGAGAAAGAGGCGGACCUAUGGUGGGAGAGUGUCCUCCGACCUAUUCCCAAGAACCACAUAUGGACAUGGGAGGCAUUCGAGGCCCGCUUUAAUGAAAAGUAUAUCCCUCAAUUGUAUCAGCAUAAGAGGGAGAAUGAAUUUCUCUGCCUCCAACAAGGGGGGAUGAGCGUGGCCCAAUAUGAGAACCACUUUACGGAACUCUCCCGCUACGCUUCUGAAAUGAUCGCCAAUGAAGCGAUCAAGAUGAGACGGUUCACGACAGGGUUGAGGAGCGGUAUUCGCUCCAAGAUGUGUUGUGCGAGCAUCAGGACAUAUGCGGAGCUUGUCGAGAUGUCCAUAAGGGCGGAGCAGGAUGAGGAGCGAGUCGCCCGAAACAGUUCACAGUUAGGGCCACGAAAAGGGUGGAGGGACCGUCCUCCACUUUUGCAGGAAAAAGGGCGCGCCCUAGCUCACCACCCCGACUAG
Magnolia sinica is the source of this 690-nucleotide messenger RNA. RefSeq lists its product as uncharacterized. The record is from RefSeq and is a predicted model, not a curated record. NCBI's taxonomy places the organism in Eukaryota, Viridiplantae, Streptophyta, Magnoliopsida, Magnoliales, Magnoliaceae. The transcript has a single exon. The coding region runs from base 1 to 690 and encodes 229 amino acids.